Molecule: messenger RNA, 390 nt
Organism: Morchella importuna
Lineage: Eukaryota; Fungi; Ascomycota; Pezizomycetes; Pezizales; Morchellaceae
Exons: 2
Coding region: 1-390 (129 amino acids)
Source: RefSeq, a predicted model, not a curated record
AUGGUCUACCUCACAACCUCUCCCGCCACCCUCACUUCCUACGCACACUCAUGCCGCGCCUACCUCAACACCCAUCGCUCCGGCGUCGUUCAUAUCAUCAACGAGCUCAGCGCCGUAUGUACAGAACUUGAAAAGCUUGCCGCCGAGAUCGACCAACACAGCUUGCUAGACAAGCUACCCGCCAUCGACGUCAAGGUAACAAAAGCGGUGAACAUGGUUUCUAGGGGCGCGCAUGGGUCAAUGAAUGUUACGGGUGCGGUAAAAGAGUGUUUUGAGCUCUUGAAGGCAAGAGCGCGGGAAUAUGAAAGUGCGUUGGCGGCGGCGUUGACGCGCAAUCCAAAUCAAGCGUGGGGGUAUGAAGCGAAAGCAAAGUUUCUACCUAAGCGUUAA